Messenger RNA from Cuscuta epithymum, 1768 nucleotides. NCBI's taxonomy places the organism in Eukaryota, Viridiplantae, Streptophyta, Magnoliopsida, Solanales, Convolvulaceae. The record is from the annotation of a GenBank genome assembly.
UUUAAGGAAAGACGGAGUUCAGUAGUGGUCCACUAUUUUAAGGCCUUAAACCCAUUGCUCCGCCCGCCCCUUCACAUCCUCUCUCAGACACUCUACUCUAUCAACAAAAACCCCUUCCAGAACACUCGCCACUCGCUCCGGCGCGGACGCCCCUGUAGGGUCUUUCCAGAAUUUCCACCUUCCAUUCCAUGGAGGCUGUGGCGGCUUCAGAUGUCAUUGAGGGACCAGUCCUCAGCCUCAUCACCAAGCGCAUCCGUGCCCUUCGGAAGAAGCUGAACCGUAUCUCGCAAAUGGAGGAUUCUGUCUCCAAGGGCAAGACGCUGAAUAAGGAACAGGAGGAAACCCUACGCACGAAGCCUUCCGUCCUUGCAGGCAUCGAGGAGCUAGAGAAGCUUCUUCAACCGCUUGCCGCCGCCGUCGGGGAAGAAGUCAGCCUUGCUGUGCAGCGGCACAAAGUCUCAGCACUGGAGACCCCUGUUGAAGCCACCUCAAAUGCUGAUAAUAAAGAUGAACCUGAAAAUGUUGUGGAAAGAGAUAAUAAGGUCGAUAGCCAGAGAGUGAUGAUUGAGGAUCUGCUUAGCCUGUUAUACUUCGGGAGCAUGUUUGAUGUGAGUUCCUUGCAGAACCAAACACAGGUGAUGUACUCUAAGGCACUCGAGAGAGGCAGCUGCUUGUCCUACGAUUUCAUGAAGGAUGAUGAUUCUGCAGAUAUGCUCGAGGAAAGAGACCUGGAUUUGAUUUCCGUGCUCAGUGGACUUCUCAUUUCCCGACCUGUUACCUCUUCAUUGCCACACAAGCACGCCCUUGAAAAAUGUAUUGAGCAUGCCAAGCUCUGGCUUGAAAAUUCUGAUCAGCCCAUUGAACCCAAUUCCAAUGUUACUUAUUCUGGAUUGAGAUUGAAGCUGAACAAGAUUAUCUCCUCGCAGUAUUUAACUGCAGCACCAGUUAUGAAUUAUGCGGCUUACCAGGUCCCUGUGCAAGAAUCUAUUCCACCUGUAGAUGCUCAAGCCCAGGCUGAAGAUACUGGAAUCCAGUACCAGCAGAAGGAAGAACCUAAAGCUUCUAGUAAUGAAAAUGAAACAGAAAAUGCCAACACUGUUGAAGAACAUCAUCAGGAGGCAGAAGAGUUAUCAGGGUCGUUUGCUGAAACUGUUGCGGUUCAUCCAGAGGAAGGAUUGGAGGAUCCCAAAGAUACAAAAGAGGAAUUUGUUCCUAGAGGAUCCUAUAACAACAAUAAUUAUCACAGGGGUGGAAGCCGUGGUGGUGGACGAAGGGGAAGUUUCAAUGGCCGUGGUGGUGGGCGUGGCAGGGGAGGCCCCUCCUACCAGAACGGUGGCCACAAUCAAUACUACGAUGAGCAACCUGGUAACUAUCGGCCAAGGAAUUCUAACUAUAGGGGAAGGGGCAGUAGAGGAGGUAGAGGUGGCGGUGGUGUUUAUUACAACAACAAUAACCACGCUGCUUAUGGAAGUGAAGGCGGUGGCUAUUACAGCGCUGAUUCUUAACCAUAGUGCUUUGCUAUUUAUAAGGCAACUUUUGUACUGAUCCUCUUUCAACUGGUGGUGAAAAUUUGCUUUGUCCUAUUGAACAUGUUUACGUGGUUUAUUUUCACAGAUCCUUCACCCAAGAAUUGUUUUGUUUGUGUGUAGUUGAAUGAACAAUGAGCCAUCUGAAAACAUCGGAAGCAAUGCAGAUUUUGUCCUAGCAUCUCAUUUGUUUAGUCUAAAAUUUAAUUUGAGUUAUGAAGCUGUUUUAGUGUUUUAUCGGU